CAUUUUAGAUAUUAAAUAAUAAUCAUUCGUCGUCUAUUGGUUCCAUAAUAAUUAGUUUUAUUUUGAAAAACUGCAAAUUAAUAUACAAAUGUGACACGUGUGUGGACAAUCGCAUGAUAUUUUACGUAAAAAGAUUAAGUACUGUGUUUUCUGGUUAUUUUUAGAAAAAUAUUUUCACGUGAAAUUAUUGUUACGUUGUGAUGAAAUGUCAUUUUUCGGUGGAACCAGUGGAUAUUGUAAUUGAUCGGAAUAAGUUGUUUUGUGAUGGUUAAUAGAUCAGAUUUAGUCUUGUAAACUGAUGAUAAACAGAUAUAUGAUCAGUAGUGUUUCUUUAUUUCCAUCUUGUGUGGAUUUUCAUCGUAUUUCUGAUUGGAUGAGUUAACGUUUUUGAGAAAGUGAAGGGUGAUCAGUCGUGAGAUGAGCUCCCCACCACCGGUGGAGUUGGAAGUGGAAGUAGCUGACGAGUCUAUUGAAGUGGAAGUAGACAACGCAGACAUGAUUCCAGCUGACAGGUUUACUUUACCAGCGCGCGCUGAUGCCGUGGUGGAGCUAUGGCGGGCCAAGAUGGCGGAGGGGGUGCUGUCGCCCGCACACUUUCACGACCACUGGCGGGUCACCGUGCCCAGGAUUUACUCACCACAGCCGAACAGGACCUGUUUGGAUUGGUCGUUCGACGAGGACUUAGCUGUUCAGCUGUUGUUCCAUCCUUUGGAGCAGUUCGUAUGGAACACGAGCGCGGGCACGCUGCCGGCGGCGCCGCGGCGCUCCACGCUCUGCGGGAAGGUGUUCAAGCAGGGCGAGCCGGCUUACAGCUGCAGGGAAUGCGGUAUGGACAACACAUGCGUGCUGUGCGUGGAGUGCUUCAAGGUGUCCCCGCACCGUCACCACAAGUACAAAAUGGGCCAGUCCGGCGGCGGCGGCUGCUGCGACUGCGGCGACACGGAGGCCUGGAAACGGGACCCGUUCUGUGAACGGCACGCUAAAAACUCAGAAGAAGAAACGAAUACCAACGUGAGUGCUGAGGUACUGGAGCGCAUGAAGAUCGUCGCGUCAGUUUGCCUCAAUUACUGUUUAAGGCUGCUCACUAACGACCACACGCCGGGGCUGCCAAACGAUCUAAGACUGAAGGACGCCGAACGAGACCUCCUUCAGAUAUUGGACCAGCCGGACUGUUAUUGCACCGUCCUUUAUAAUGAUGAGACACACACGUUCGAACAGGUGAUAACAACCCUGAUCCGAGUGAUGAAGUGCAACCACCGCGACUCAGUGGAGCUGGUCACGCUCAUCGACCGCGAGGGUCGCGCGCUGGUCAAGUGCAACACGUUCCAAGUCUGCGACAAGCUCAAGAACGAUAUAGAGUCUUGCACGGCGAUGUUCGAAAGGUACACGUCGCGGCACGGGCCCAGCCUCAAGGUGCUCGUCAUGCACGCCCACCUCAUCGCGCACCAGACCUUCGCCAUGAAGCUCCUGCACUGGUUGCAAAUCUUCGUGAGCCUGGAGCCGAGUCUCCGGCUGGCGACGAGUCAGGUGGCGCUGGGGGCGGAGGCGUGGGGCGUCAGCACGUCGUUACACGGCGGCGGCGUCACGGCCGCCGUCAUGCAGAACGACUUCCGCAUGUGGAAGGCAGCCAGGUCUGCUUGGCACCGCCUGCUCAUAGCCACCACGCUCAUGGACUACACCACCAAGCGGGAGAUGGCUAUAUUGUUCACCAGGAAUUAUGGCUCGAUCCUAAAGGACUUCAUCCGCGAUGACCACGACCACACAUUCUCGAUCUCGUCGCUGUCGGUGCAGCUGUACACGACGCCCACGCUCGCGCACCACCUCAUAGCGCGGCACGACGCGCUCUUCAUCGUGCUCAACACGUUCAUCAGCGAGUGUAACCGCCGCUGCAAUAGCAAGGGCCGGCUCGAGUUCGACCGGAACGUGCCGACCGGUUUCAAACGCGCCCAGUUCAUCCUGUACGACGUGAAGUACCUGCUGAGCUCGGUGCCCGCCACCUUCAGCGACGACCUCCGCAAGGGCUUCAUGCACGGCCUCUCGCUGAUGCUGAACCUCCUUGUCAUGAUGCAGGGCAUGGACUCGGUUGUGCGACAAGUCGGGCAGCACAUGGAGUACGAGCCGGAGUGGGAGUCGGCGUUCAACCUGCACGUGAAGCUAGCGCACAGCAUCACGCUGGCGCUGGAGUGGGCUGCAGCCGAGAGGGGACUAGCAGCCUCCGCGUACCGCCUCGCGCUGCGCCGCCUGGCGGACGCCACCACGCACCCGGCCACCGUGCUCAAAGAGCUGGGCAACCAGAGCGCGUCGGUGAUCCCGUACGACGUGUCGACGCAGCCGGUGUCGAUCCACCGGCCGCUGUCGCGGUUCAUCGCCGGCCUGCACCUGCAGCUGCACCGCCACAACCUCUCCUACCACUCGCCCGAGUUCGACCGCCCCGACAGGCCCAAGCCAACGCCCGAGGAGCUCAUCGAGCCGGUGCUGCAGACGAUGGCGAUGAUCGCGCAGGUGCACGCGGGCAUGUGGCGGCGCAACGGGUUCGCGCUGCUCAACCAGCUGUACUUCUACCACAACGUCAAGUGCCGCGCCGAGAUGCUCGACCGGGACGUCGUCAUGCUGCAGAUCGGGGCAUCUCUCAUCGAGAGCAACGAGUUUAUAAUCCACGUGCUGAACAAGUUCAACCUGCUGGAUUGGGCGGCGCCAGACUUCGAGCAGCGCACCAUCGAGGACGACGCGCUGCGGUACACCAUCAGCAUGGUCGAGGAGUUCCUCGGGCUGCUCAUCACAGUGGUCGGUUCCCGGUACGUGCCCGGCGUGGGCGAGGUGACCAACGAGGACCGCACCAAGAAGGAGAUCAUACAGAUGCUCUGCGUCAAGCCCAUGCCACACUCAGAACUCAAUAGGUCACUGCCAGAAGACCAAGUCCACGAGACCGGGCUCGAAGCGGUCAUCCACGAGGUGGCGGACUUCGUUAAACCGAGCAGUGGCAACAACCGCGGCGUGUACAAACUGAAGCCGCAUCUAUACGACGAGUACGACACGUUCUUCUACCACUACACGCGCGAGGAGCUGUCGCGCAGUGAGGAGGAGCAGCGCAACAGGAGGAAGGCCGCUGGGCUGGCGGAGUGCUGCCCGCCGCCGCGGCUGCCGCGGCUGGCGCCGCCGUUCCGGCUGCUGGCCAGCGUGCUGCAGUGCGACGCGGCGCUGCACGUGCUGCGCACCGUGCUGCAGCGCGCGCUCGACCUGCGCGCGCGCUCCUUCUCCGAGACGCAGGUGCACAAGGCGCUGCAUCUAAUGGGAUACGCAGUGCGCGACGAGGAGAGCGGUGACUACGAGUUCCUGGCGUUCGCUGAAAGCGCCGAGCGCAGCGGCCUGCUGGCGCUGCUGCAGCAGCUCGCCGCCAGCCCCAGGGUCGACGCGCACCGCCACCUCGCUAAGUGGCUGCUCGCCAAGAUGAAGAAACUUUUGGGGCAAAACGAGGAGCAAAUCGGCGACGCCGAGAAAAUGGAGACAGAUCUACAAGAGCAACCGGCCGAAGAAGAAAGUGCAGAAGCGGAGAAGAGCCGUCGCUCGAAGCUAGCGGCCGAGAGGCGCGCCAAACUGAUGGCGCAGAUAAAAACGCAGAUGAAUAACUUCAUAUCGAACAACGCCACCCUGUUCCAGGAGACCAACACCGAGGUAACGGCAGAGGAGCAAAACCUUCGGCCGCUGUACUGCGGCACAGCGCUGGGCGUGUGGGGCGGUGGUGUACCUGAGCCGCCGCGUGUCUGCAUCAUGUGCCAGGAGGAGGCGCGGGUGGACAUCAAGCUGGAGCCACUGGUGCUGGUGGCGUUCGUGCAGCAGUCGACGGUGCUGAGCCGGCGGCGGGCGGCGGGCGAGGCGGCGGGCGCUGGCGCGAGUGCUGGCGCGAGUGGGCGGGCGAGCGCGGCGUGGAUGCCGGCCGGGCUGGGCGCGCAGCCGCACGUGUCGUCGUGCGGCCACGCGCUGCACGCGCGCUGCUGGCGCAAGUACGUCGACGGCGUGCUCGACAAGGAGAACCGCAGGCUAUACCGUUUGCGUCAGCCGGCCGCGUUCGACGUCGAGAAGCGAGAGUACCUAUGCCCUCUGUGCGAGCGGCUGUGCAACACGACCUUACCGCUCCUCCCCGCCCCCCUCCUUCUCAGAGGCUCCCCACCGCCACUCUCAGAGGAGACCUAUAGGGAAUCCGUCAAACUCGUUCUGAAGCUGAAACACCAGGUGUGCUCCGAACCGGUCCACAUCUGCACGGAGUUCUGCGAGGAAAUGCUGUGCCAGGCCCGUGCCAGGAGAGUGGGCGCGAUGUCCACGGACACGGAGGACGGAGACACGACAGAGGAGAAAGAGGUCUACGUCUCCACUCACUCGGAGAAUCUCUUGCCACGAGAAUUUCUCAUCCACUUCUAUGAGGACAUACAACAUUAUAACGAUUCCAUGCAAUCACAUAUAGAACACUUUGUUAAUGUGCUGCCGAGCCUGUGCGGGCUGGGCGAGACGGGCGCCAUGGCGGGCGCGGCGGCGCUGUACCGCGCGCUGGCGUACACGACGCUGAGCAGCAGCGCCGUGCUGCGCGCCGAGCGGCGGCCGCUGCUGGGCGAGCUGCCGGCGCGGCUGCGCGCGGCGCUGCAGGCGCUGGUGCGGCUGGCGGCCGUGCUGCCGUCCGUGUGGCCCGCGCCCGCGCACCUGGCGCACCACGCGCUCGCCGCGCUGCACACGCUCGAGAACGCCUCGCCGCUCGCGCACGAGCCCUUCGCCACCCUCGCCGCCCUCGUCAUGACCGCCACCGCGCUCUUCUCCAAGCAGGCCGGCCCCGCCCGCCCCACCAACCUGGCCAGGCAGAUGACCCUGCACGCGUUGCGCGCCAACAUCACCAGGGCCCUCAUCGUGCUCGACCUCACCUCGUGCACGAGCGAACCGAUGGAACACGGAGAACAAUACCGGCCUAAACCAGACCUAGAAAAUCUGCUGCCCCUCAUAAAGGAAUUACGCAGAGGCAAGCUCGAGGACGGGCUGAAUGCGGAGGAGGUGUGGGAGAAAGUCAAGGGUCAGUGCCACACGUUUUUGAGGUGCUGCUGUCUCUUGUUCCACUUCCUGAGCGAUAUAAAUCCACCUAUGCAGUUGACGGUUGUGGAUGGCGACACGUGGGAGGUUAUGUGUGGAUAUCUGGAGUUGCCCACGACGUUUAAGGCGUUGAUGGAUACCCCAGCGGUGAGGCAGAAGGCCAAAGAAUGGGCGGCGAUGUCGAACGAUUGGUUCAAAGGAAAGAUACCCGCUCAUAUUGUGACUGAACCCAGCGAGCCUCCGAGAUUGAUACCACUGCCAGACGACUUCUCGGAGCUGAUGAAUGUGGUUUCAGAAUUUUCAUGCCCCAAUUCAGAGAAGGAGGACAGUAAAUAUCCAACUAUGUGUUUAGUGUGCAGUCAGAUAUUGUGCUCGCAGAGUUAUUGCUGCCAAAUUGAAAUACGUAAGCCGCGGACCGGCAGCGGAGGUGGCGGACGCGGCGGGCGCGACAGCAGCACGGAGCACGUGGGCGCGGCGGUGGGGCACGCGCUGCGCUGCGGCGCGGGCGCCGGCGUGUUCCUGCGCGUGCGCGACUGCGAGCUCAUGCUGCUGGCCGCGCCCGCGCGCGGCGCCAUGCUGCCCGCGCCCUACCUCGACUCGUACGGCGAGACCGACCAGGGCCUGCGGCGAGGCAAUCCCCUCCACCUGUGCCCCGAGCGCUACGAGAAGCUGCGCAUGCUGUGGCUGAGCCACGGUCUCCACGAGCACAUCGCGCGCGCCGUCGACACCUCGAUGCUGGUGACGCCGCCGUGGCCCAACAUGUGAUCGCGCACGCUCGCAUACAUGCUCGACAUGGUCGAGCCGCCGCGCACGCGCUCACGACGGUAUUUCAGGAGUCAAUGACUUAACUAAAAUGAUUGUAAACUUAUUGCCAAUUUUCGUUAUCACCGUUGAAGGGUGGUGCUUCGUGACUGUAAUCGGUAUUGUAGGACGAGAGGUGUUUUAGAAAUUUGAUCCAAUGUCUAAAUGUUCAAUAUAAUGAAAUUACUUAUUGUGCUAUGUCCAAAUUGUGAAGGAAUUUACUGCGUUUGUAAAUGCUUUACAUGACAACAUUUUGUAGAGAAUGUUUUGCUGAUACAACUGUUAAGAAAUAUAAGCAAUGUUACAAACUUCAUGGUCUUACAUCCCAAUACACGAAAUUAAAAAAAAAAAAAAUAAUAUUGAAUGGUUUAAAUGUACUCUGGUAACAAAUUAGAAUGUUCCUCAACUAUCACUGAAAUUUUGGUUUAGGAUUGUAAACAGGGCCGCUAUUAAUUUGAAUCUAUUAAACCACACGUUAUAGUGAACAAAUUUCACCAAGAAAUAUACGAUAAAUACUAAAAUAAUUUUGGAACUAUUCGUAAAAAUCAUUGUUAUCAAUUUUGUAUGACAAUUAAAAAAAAAUUUUUUUUUGUAUUUAUUUCAAUUAUGUUCCUUGGAGAAAAUUCUUUAGUUUUAUUAUUCUAUAUGAUUGUAUUUUAAAUCAUCACUACCGUUUUAUACAAUUGACACCAACUAACGAACAAUUGUUUCGUGGUACUGAUUCCAUUGUUAAAAAAAGUUGAUCUAUAAAGCAAUAACAAAUAGAAUAAGGCAAUAGGAGAACGAUGUUACUCGCGGAAAUCGUUUUGUCGACUGUACGUACACAGAUUUAGAGCCUAUUUGUCUGAGUCUUUUUUUUUUUAAUCGAAUUUGACUAUUAAUUGCUUAAUAUUGUACAAAUUUUGUUUAAAUUGAAAUUUCUUGUUAUGUAUAAAGAUUAAUUCCUAUUACUUUUCUGUAUUCUACCAUAGUUUACGCCAUAUAAGUUGACUGCUCUACUUACGUAAUUUUUAGUUACGAUAUUUUAAAAUUUAAUUUAAAAAAAAAAAUUAACAAUGGUGUUUUAAUUAUUAUAAUUUGUACGUCGUAUUAUUAACAUGUUGUAUAUAGUUACACGCACAAGCUUAAAUUUUAUAAUUAUUGUUAGUAAUUUUCAUUUAUCCGUCUUAAUGAGAGUGAUAUUAAAUUUAUAUAAAAUUAACACAAAGGAAUGAUUGGGAGCCUGCGGGCGGGCUCGAAUUGUGGCUACAAAAAGCAAGAUAGUUAGGGCAGUUAAGAAAACUUGAGCUAUCCCAAGCUAAGAAUAUCUUUAAAAUUGUCUAAACCGACAGACUAAGGUCAAUUUUCAAAUGAUAACAAAUAGAAAUAGGUGACUUCUGUGUCACCAUUUCGUAGGUCUGCAUUGAUCCAAGCAUGCAUCCAUGCAUAUGAACUCUGCGAUAGAUAAUAUUUCAACUUUUCCCAGAUGCAUGUGGAAGAAUUUCGAUUUCACUCUGGUUUUAAAAUAAUAAACAAAAUUAAAUUACUGGCUUUAAUAUAAUAAUCAAAAUAAGUUUACUGACUUUAAAAUAAUAAACAAAAUAAACUAACGGACUUUAAAAUAAUAAACGAAAUGAACUUAUUGUCUUUAAAGUAAUAAACAAAAUUAACUUACAGACUUUAUAAUAACAAGGCAAAAAAAUUUGGUUUUAAAAUAUUAAAUGGAAUAAACUUAGGAUUUUUAAAUAAUAAACAAAAUAAACUUACUGGGUACCUGGUGGAUCAACACGCGAGCUUUGCCUCUGGUGUUGCGAUGGCCAAGCUUGCUUGCCGCCGCGAUGUUGUCUUUUAAAGAUUUACAUUAUACAUUUUAAUUUUAAAAAUAUUAACAUUUUCUAUUGGGUUUUUAUUAAUGGAUGAUAAUGGAAUGAUAACCCCACCUGCCCUAACUGUAUACGCUGGCGAGGCACCAGUGAGGGACGAUAGGUGGGGAAUACACUUGGAAUUCAGCACGAUGGUUUCCCCACCCCAGGGUGCGAGUGACAUUUCAUAGACAUGUCGAAGACUGUAAAUAUACGCUUCUUUAGGGGGCCACCUUCCCUCGCCCACUGGAAAAUAAUCGGAAAUACGAGAGUAAUUGUAUCUAUUAAAAUAUGUAUUAUACGUAUGUCUUUUAAAUUUGUAAUAUUUUAAACAUCCUGGAGUUUUGUAACUAUUAUAAUUUUUAAACAAUGCAUAUUUGUUGCUGCAAUUUUGUGAUUUUUUUUUUAUUACUAAUAUGAAUCUUAUUAUGUAGAUGUUACAGUUAUUAAUUAGAUAUUAAAGCAAAUCUUUUUACGUUCUAUCCACUAUACUAUAUAAUCAACUUGAAAGGAUACUGAUCGAGGCAGUUUGUAAACGAUGAACUUCGGGGCUUAUUUCAAAAUUGGAACUUGAUACGUAUGGGUCACGUGACCACUGACUGGCCAGUUUUGUCUAUGACAUUUUAAUGGCAAUGUGCAGGGCAGUUAAAUUGAAUUUGUGAAAUCGUGAGGCCCUGAGUACUCUUGAUAAGUCCCCCGGGUAGUAAGGUAAUCGAGGGUAGUGUUUGAUGGGCGCUUUUAUAAUUUAUUUUAUUUUACCGUCGUCAUGUUGUAGGAGACUAUAUGCAAUUGUACAGAGGCCCUUUUGAACUUCCGUGGACGUCCAUGAUAUGUAUUUGUUUUUCAUAAAGGUGGAAUAGUCCAUCCGUCUAACGGUAUACAACGGCGGGGCACCGGUGAAGGAUGGAGUUUGGUCAGUAGGAAAUAACCACGAUGGUUUCCAAGGGGUACCGCGUGGAGGUCGACCUGAUAGCGUGUGUAGUAAUGGAGACCAGUUUCUCUAACAUACUCCAGCUCCCAUAUUCUCGCGAAAAAUACAAUUGUAUAAGUAUUCGUUUUCCUAUUAUAUGGUACCGAACGGUAUAUUAUAAAGGUACCCAUUCAGUAGUAAAAACAUGAAGUGAUAGGAGGUAGGCAAUGAUUUGUGCAGUGUCUCCAGGACUAAAAAACAUAGUCCAAGAGACACGAGUAAAGGCUGUGUGAUUACUCAGUAUGCAUAUUUUCUCUUAUAUUAUAUAAUAUAGUAUGGGUACUUGUGACUUGUUAUCACGCACCCAAGAGCGUAGACACUGUGAAUUUAGUCAAUAAUUGUAAUAGAUUAUAUGAUUUGUUUUUAAUUAUAUUGUAAAUGAAAUUGUGCAAUUUUUCUUUUUCUGUGUGUUGUUUUCAUAUAAUUGUGUUAGCUAGCAUAUUAUAUAGAUACGAAUUGUAAGUUUGGUAAUAUAAACAUUGCCCUAACAAUCUCGAAGGCUUUUCCUUGAUGUUGAUUGUGAAUCACAUGAUAUUAUGCUAUAAUUUAAUUAACCAAUAAAGUUUUCUUUUUAAUAUGACGAAAAAUA
Molecule: messenger RNA, 9271 nt
Organism: Galleria mellonella (greater wax moth)
Lineage: Eukaryota; Metazoa; Arthropoda; Insecta; Lepidoptera; Pyralidae
Gene: Ubr1
Product: E3 ubiquitin-protein ligase UBR1
Exons: 28
Coding region: 418-5835 (1805 amino acids)
Biological process (GO): ubiquitin-dependent protein catabolic process via the N-end rule pathway; protein ubiquitination
Cellular component (GO): ubiquitin ligase complex; cytoplasm
Molecular function (GO): ubiquitin protein ligase activity; zinc ion binding
Source: RefSeq, a predicted model, not a curated record